Molecule: messenger RNA, 2810 nt
Organism: Ictalurus punctatus (channel catfish)
Lineage: Eukaryota; Metazoa; Chordata; Actinopteri; Siluriformes; Ictaluridae
Gene: rbm28
Product: RNA binding motif protein 28
Exons: 19
Coding region: 250-2574 (774 amino acids)
Molecular function (GO): RNA binding
Source: RefSeq, a predicted model, not a curated record
UUGUUAACUACGGGUGGGAAAAAACAUCCAAGAUGUCCGCCUCGUAGAAAACGUGUGCUUUUACAGUCAUGUCUGUUAACGGAUAAUAAUAAUACUAAUAAUACAAAAGCUAGAGAUUGUAUUUAGGAAGUCUUUAUAGCAAAGCGAGGCAGUUUGGACAGCUGUCUGCUUAGCUAGGGGAUAAUUGACACAGUCUCAGAGUAAACUGAUGAAAGUGUCUGAGCCAGGAAUCUCAUCAGUAGAGACAGAAUGGCAGCACUGACUUUAUUUGUGCAGAAUUUACCUGCAUCAGCGUCCAGUGAGCACCUGGAGGAAAUCUUCUCCGAAAUAGGACCGGUGAAGCGCUGCUUUGUGGUCAGAGAUAAAGGCUCAGAGACAUGCCGUGGUUUCGGCUACGUCACUUACUGCAUGGCAGAAGACGCCCAGCGAGCUCUCAGAGAAAUGAAGUACUACGAAGAUAAAAAAAUAAUAGUGAUUCAGGCAAAGAAGAAACUCUAUGAAAAGAAGCAGGGAAAGAAGAAAAAAGCCGAGGUAAAAACAGAGAGAGCUGAGGUAAAAACAGAGAGUCCUGAGGUAAAAACAGAGAGUCCUGAGGAACCAUCAGAGGUGAAAAGCCAGCCGAAGUCACAAGGCAUGAGGAAGAACAAGAUGAAGGCCAGGCUUAUUAUCCGAAAUCUCAGUUUCAAAUGCUCUGAGGCUGAUCUUAAGGAAGUCUUUUCAAAGUAUGGGACAGUGCUGGAAGCUAAGAUCCCUCUAAAACCAGAUGGAAAGAAACGAGGAUUUGCCUUCGUCCAGUUUAAAAACAUACAGGAAGCAGGAAAAGCACUCAAAGCAACCAACCUGAAAGAAAUUAAAGACAGGCAGGUUGCUGUAGACUGGGCCGUGUCUAAAGACAAGUACGUGGCUAAUCAGCUCAGCUCGGCCUCGGGAGGUAAAAAAGUGACGGAGGCUGAUGAUGAGGAUGUCAAGCCUGUAGAGAAACAGUCUAAAUCACAGCCAGAGGAGAGCUCUCACAGUGAAUCUGAGGCAGGCUCAUCAUCUGAUGAUGAUGAUGAUGAUGAUGAUGAUGAUGAUGAAGAGGAUCACAGCAAAGACAGCGAGGAUGAAGAGCAUAAUGACUCUGAGUCUCUGGAAGCAGACAGUGAUGCAUCAGAUGACGAGGAUACGGAUGAAGAUGAUGAUAAGGAGGAAAAUGCCAAGAAGAAGAAACCGAAGAAACUUCUCCCUUCAGACGUGAAUGAGGGUAGAACGAUAUUUAUAAGAAACCUGUCUUUUAACUCGGAGGAAGAGGAAAUAGAGGAAGUUCUUCUGCAGUUUGGUGAACUCGCAUAUGUGCGGAUUGUGGUGCAUCCUGAAACGGGACACUCGAAAGGCUAUGCUUUUGCGCAGUUCAAAACAAAAGAGGCAGCAGAGAAAUGUCUAGCAGCAGCAGCACAGACGGAAUCUGAGACUGGCGGUGUGUGGGUGGAUGGGAGGAAGCUGAGCAUUGUGUUGGCAGUGACCAGAGAGGACGCUUCCAAACUGAAGAACAAGAAAGUGAAAACUCACACAGGCUCCAGGAACCUCUACCUUGCCAGAGAGGGCUUGAUCCGUGCUGGAACCAAAGCAGCAGAAGGAGUUUCUGAAUUUGAUAUGGCCAAGAGGGAGAGGCUUGCAGAGCUGAGGCGGGCAAAGCUGAAGGAUGUGAACGUGUUUGUCUCUCAAACCCGGCUGUGUAUUCAAAACCUUCCCGGAAGUGUGGACAACAAAGGUCUCCGCAAACUCUGCAUGCUUGCUGCAGGGGGAGGAAAGGGUGUCCGUAUCAAGGAGUGCCGAGUUAUGUACGACAGGAAGCCGGUGCGUGGUGAGCCGAUGGGUCGCUCACUAGGUUACGGCUUUGUGGAGUUUCAGGAACAUGAACACGCCCUCCAAGCCCUGCGUCACCUCAACAACAAUCCUAAAAUCUUCAAGGCCAACAAGAGGCCCAUUGUGGAGUUUUCGCUGGAGGAUAAGAGGAAGUUACAAUUGAAGGCUUGGAGGGAGCAGAAGAGCAAAAUGACAUCUGCGGCUUACCCCGGGGCAGGAAAGAAACAAGUGAGCAGAUUUGGAACUCUGGAAGGCACAAGUACGCAGCCUCAGCAGAAAUCUCCUAAAAAGCCCUCAGCCGCAGUUCAGCAGUCAGAGGAAUUUCAGAAAGGAGGCAAGAAGAUCCAGGGAGUUGUAAGCAGCCAUUACUCAGGUUUCAGAACCACACCAGAAGUAGAGCACGUCGAGCUGGGUGACGGCAAAAAACGGCAGAAGAUUCUUCCCAUGCCUUCUCGUAUCGGGCCAAAGAUCAGGAAACGGGAUAAAGGUAAACAGAAUGCCCAGGUUAGGAAAGUGAAGACGAUCCCCAGCAGGAAGGAGAGAAAGGGAGUACUCUCGAUGGAGAAACCCAGUCCAAAUAAGAAACAGAAUGCCAAACCAGCGAAGAGGAAGUUCCAGAACAGAGAGCACGAUCACUUUGACCGUCUGGUCGAACAAUACAAGAAGAAACUCACAGGCACUUCGAACUCUAACGAAUCCCUCGUCAAGAAGAGCAAGUGGUUCAGUUGAGCUUGGAUCUAAAAAGUGCUGUGUGAAUGUGAGUGAGAACAUGCCAGAGAAAGACUGAAUUUUACUUGGUGUGCCUGGUGCGAUACGUUUUAUAUUAAAGGUAAUAAUAAAAAAAAUUCUAAUAAUGUAACGUUUCAUGUUCCAGCAUUUUCUUAUUAUAUUGUGGGAGCUACUGUACUUUUAGGUGUAGCAUUAUACACCACUCUAUGGAAAAUAAAUAUUUGCGUAAAACUUGG